AUGGUCCUCACUAUGCUGGGGGCUCAGUACCCCAGGGCUGGCCUGAGCCUGUUCCUCCUCUACCUUGUCCUCGCAGUCACACUCCUUCUCCCCCCGCCUCUAAGGUCUCAGCAAUCUGUUCCCAAGGAGUUCUCAGCCUCCCUGGAACUCUCAGACCCCAUUUUUGGCUUGGUGGAUGACUAUGGGGUCCGACCCAAGCACCCCUGGCCACGAGGGCCACGGCCCCUCCUCUCCCAAGCCCAGCAGCGCAAGCGAGAUGGGCCGAACAUGGCCGAUUAUUAGUAUGACACGUACGCAUGA
Molecule: messenger RNA, 300 nt
Organism: Elephantulus edwardii (Cape elephant shrew)
Lineage: Eukaryota; Metazoa; Chordata; Mammalia; Macroscelidea; Macroscelididae
Gene: FREY1
Product: chromosome unknown open reading frame, human C11orf94
Exons: 3
Source: RefSeq, a predicted model, not a curated record